GUGAAACACACAGAAAGCUACGGAGCUCACGAGGUAGCAUUAGCUCCUCUUAGAAGGUAGUUUGAAAACAGGUUUGGUGUUUUCGGUAAAUAUUUCCGUGUUUCCAGUGAAAAUGUCUUCAGUUCCGCCUCAGAGAGAGUUUAUCAACGAGCAGGUAACUCCUGCUGGAGAAACAUUCACAGAGUGGAAAGAAAUCAACGUUAAGAUGGAGGAAGAGAUGGAGGAUCAGCGCAGACUGAUGGAUUUUACCCGGAUACCGAGGAUCAUCUUACACCGGAUAGAUCUCCCACAAUGUUGUGGGUGUAAAGAGGAGGAGGUUCUUAAUGAAACAGAACUACAGAGGAACCAACUCAUCUCUCAUGGCUCUCCAGAAACUGACAACCAGAAUCAGGAAGGAAUCAAUUCUGAAGACCCGGGAAAAAAGAGAAAGGAAGAACAAAAACAAAAGGAGAAAUAUGAGAAAACCAAAGAGCAGAAAGGCAGAACUGACACUUCAAAACAAAAAAAGCACAAGAAAGCUCACGCAGGGCAAAAAUUAUAUUCUUGUAAAAUUUGUGAUAAAACCUUUUCUGAAAACAGUAACUUGAUGAGACACAUGAUAACUCACACAGGAGUAAAACCUUUCACUUGUUCAACCUGUGGGAAAGGUUACAGACAAAAACAUGGUUUAAUUUAUCACAUGAGAAUUCACACAGGUGAAAAACUGGCCAUGUGUGUGACCUGUGGAAAAGGUUUUCAUGACACCAACUAUUUAAAGAGACACAUGAGAAUUCACACAGGUGAGAAGCCUUUCUCCUGUGGGUCCUGUGGAAAGAGUUACAGUGAAAGAGGGACUUUAACUCAGCACAUGAGAAUUCACACAGGUGAGAAGCCUUUCUCUUGUGGGAUUUGUGAAAAAAGUUUCACUGAAAAAGGCAAUUUAAAUACUCAUAUAAAAAUUCACACUGGUGAGAAGCCUUUCUCUUGUGGGACCUGUGGAAAGAGUUACAGUGUAAGAAAGCUUUUAACUCAUCACAUGAGAAUUCACACAGGUGAGAAGCCUUUCUCUUGUGCCACCUGUGGAAAAAGUUUUACUCGAAAAGACACUUUAAAUGCUCAUAUGAAAAUUCACACAGAUGAGAAGCCUUUCUCUUGUGGGACCUGUGGAAAGAGUUUUACUCGAAAAGACACUUUAAAUGCUCAUAUGAAAAUUCACACAGAUGAGAAGCCUUUCUCUUGUGGGACCUGUGGAAAGAGUUACAAUCAUAGACAGAGUUUAACUCAUCACAUGAGAAUUCACACAGGUGCGAGCCCUUUCUCCUGUGGGACCUGUGGAAAGAGUUACAGUAAAAGAAAGUAUUUAACUACUCACAUGAGAAUUCACACAGGGGAGAAGCCUUUUUCUUGUGGGACCUGUGGAAAGAGUUACAUUCAAAGACAGAGUUUAACUUAUCACAUCAGAAUUCACACAGGUGAGAGGCCUUUUUCUUGUGGGACUUGUGGAAACUGUUUCACUAAAAAAGGCAGUUUAAAUGCUCAUAUGAAAAUUCACACAGGUGAGAGGCCUUUCUCUUGUGGGACCUGUGGAAAGAGUUUCAUUGAAAGAGGCAGUUUAAAUGCUCAUAUGAGAAUUCACACAGGUGAGAAGCCUUUCUCUUGUGCGACUUGUGGAAAGAGUUGCAUUCAAAGACAGGUUUUAGCUCGUCACAUGAGAAUUCACACAGGUGAGAGGCCUUUCUCCUGUGAGAGCUGUGGGAAAAGUUUUUCUCAAAAAAUCGGUUUAAAUAUUCAUAAGAAAAUUCACACAGGUGAGAGGCCUUUCUCUUGUGAUACUUGUUUAAAAGGUUUCCGGACAAAAUCAAAUUUACUUGAUCACAUGAGGAUUCAUACUGGUGAGAAGCCUUUUUCUUGUGGGACCUGUGGAAAGAGUUACAGUCGUAGAAGUAUUUUAAGUCAUCACAUGAAGACUCACACAGACUAGAAGCCUUUGGCUCGAAACAGAGCCGAUCCGUUUGGUAUCCGAUCCCGUGGAAAAUCUGGUCGGAUGAUGUACACCAGGGGUGUCGAACUCCAGUCCUCAAGGGCCGGUGUCCUGCAACUUUUAGAUGUGCCUCUGCUGCACCACACCUG
Molecule: messenger RNA, 2109 nt
Organism: Xiphophorus maculatus (southern platyfish)
Lineage: Eukaryota; Metazoa; Chordata; Actinopteri; Cyprinodontiformes; Poeciliidae
Product: gastrula zinc finger protein XlCGF26.1-like
Exons: 2
Coding region: 113-1960 (615 amino acids)
Biological process (GO): regulation of transcription by RNA polymerase II
Cellular component (GO): transcription regulator complex; PcG protein complex
Molecular function (GO): RNA polymerase II cis-regulatory region sequence-specific DNA binding; DNA-binding transcription factor activity, RNA polymerase II-specific
Source: RefSeq, a predicted model, not a curated record